GCGUUUCCGCAAUUCACUAGGAAUAGGAAAGUCAGAGAAAGUCGGAAGUGUUAAAGUCGGACAGAAAAAAAAUAAAUAUGAACGGUAUUUGGUUCAAGUCAGCCAUCUGUUGUCGUUCAAAAUGUGGAAAAUAAAUCAACUUCCAGCUUGAAUUCGUGACUGGUUUGGCUAGAAGCCGCAAGGCUCCCAUCCUCGCAGAUAUCGUGUUAAUCCACAACCGGUUUCCUUAAAGGAAAAAUCCAAAUCGACGACCUAUAGAUUGGGUGAAAAAGGCAGCGCCCUCCGCAUCUAACAUAAGAAGGAUGGAUGGUACCUCUGUUUUCCUUUGCAUGUUUCGCAAAUGUUUCUCUGCGAAGAAAGCAGUUUCCUAGAGCAAAAAAUUCUUUCAUGUACGCCUCAAUAUUUGGAACACGCCGUGCUAUUCUUCUGGUUCUUUUCAUCGCCCCCCAAUUGAUAGAAACUCGAUCAGUUGUUAGAAAAAGAAGAUGGUUCACAACUUGUCUAUCAUCGCAGAUAUACGUAGAAAGUAACUUGUUUUAUCACGCAAUAGUUACUGUUAACUUUCCCCUGUUUUGCUGGUCCGACAUAAUUACCCGCAAGAUGAUCCUGCUCACCUGCUGUCAUCCCUGAAUUACGGUUGUGUAUAUAAAGGCUAAGAAUUGGAAUUAGGAAUCAUCAGUUGCACAACUGCCUGUCUCCUCUAAACAGUCAUCAGCAUGAAGUUCCUCAUUUUCGUCACCCUACUCGUCCUCGCUGCCGCUGAUACAGAUAUUGAGACUGAAUAUGAGGCCGUAGAAUCUCAAGACACAAGACAAGUCGUCUACCCACCUCAACCAUACAGCUAUUCGUACAAUGUGCAAGACGAGGAAUCGAACAAUGACUUUAUUCACUCGGAAAACACGGACGGCAAGGUAACCACUGGUUCUUACCGAGUUUCCCUUCCAGACGGCCGGACACAGCUCGUUACCUACAGAGCGGACGAGAACGGUUAUACCGCUAAUGUCGAAUACGAAGGAGAAGCUCAUCACCCUGAUGGAUACGUUGCUCCGCCUUCACCAUCGUUCCAGACGCCAGUUUCUGUUCCCUAUUCGGUUGCGGCUUCAUCGAACAGCAAGGUCCGCGAAGCCCCAGUUUUCAAAGAAACAGCGGUUUCCGCUGACAAGGAGCCUGUCGCACCCAAUACCAAGACAAGUGAUGAACCGGCCUAUAAGGAAACAACUGCUUCGUCAACCAAGACUCGUGAUGCUCCAUCUUACAAAGAGUCUACUUCGCCAUCUGUAAAGGAAUCUGCUGCACCGGCUUACAGCCCACCUUCACCGCCAUCUUAUCAAACUGCUGCUCCAGUAGCCUAUCAAGCCACUGCUCCACCAUCGUACAACCCUCCUUCACCACCAGCGUAUAGUCCUCCAUCUCCACCAGCAUACAGCCUUCCUGCCCCAGUCGCAUACAAUCCUCCUUCUCCCCCAGCUUACAGCUCUCCAUCUCCCCUCUCAUACCAGACUCCUGCUCCGUCAGCAUACCAGUCAUCUGCCUACAAGACAGUAGCCUAUAGAUCUCCUUCUCCUUCGGCCUAUAGAGGUCCUUCUGCCCCAGGAUACAGGCCUUCAGCUUAUGGCUUUACUCCAAUUGGACCUACUCCUCUCGCCUACAGAGGCUAAAGAGCCAGCAUCCCCUGGUGCACCUGCCCUGCUGGUCACGCUGUGUGCUUCCACUUAUAAUUUCAGUGUCAACGUAAUCCAUAAUAACGUUGAAAUCAAUACACGUAAAAUAGAUAUA
Messenger RNA from Daphnia magna, 1776 nucleotides. RefSeq names its product extensin-2-like. Lineage: Eukaryota; Metazoa; Arthropoda; Branchiopoda; Diplostraca; Daphniidae. Gene Ontology annotation, cellular component: extracellular matrix. The coding region runs from base 717 to 1658 and encodes 313 amino acids. The transcript is spliced from 4 exons. The record is from RefSeq and is a predicted model, not a curated record.